AUGAGCGGCAACAAAUUCCCCGUCGAUCUCAAGCAGUUCAAGCAGCUGAAGCUUGACCCCAAGAACACUACCCUCUCCGCCGACCAGAAGAAGGAUCUUCUCCACAACAUCAACAUCUUCCGUGAUGCCAUCAUUGCUUUCACUGCCACCGGUGCCGCUCGUGGCGUCUCCGGCCACACUGGUGGCCCCUUCGACACUGCCCCCGAAGUGUGCAUUCUCCUUGCUAUGAUUAACGCCAACCCCAACAACUUUUACGAUGCCCUUUUCGAUGAAGCUGGUCACCGUGUUGCGACCCAGUAUCUCCUGGCCGCACUGGACGGCAAGAUUGACCCCGAGCAUCUGCUCAACUACCGUGAUGCCAACUCUAAGCUGCCCGGCCACCCCGAGCUGGGACUCACACCCGGUAUCAAGUUCAGCUCCGGCCGUCUCGGUCACAUGUGGGGCAUGGUCAAUGGUAUCGCCAUGGCCAACCAGGACAAGAAUGUUCUGAUGCUCGGCUCAGACGGUUCCCAGCAGGAGGGCAACGACGCUGAGGCUGCCCGCAUUGCCGUGGCCCGCAACCUCAACGUCAAGCUUUUCAUUGAUAACAACGAUGUGACUAUUGCCGGCCACCCCUCUCAGUACCUCAAGGGCUACGACAUUGCCAAGACUCUCGAGGGUCAUGGCUUGCACGUCGUUUGUGCCGAGGGCGAGAACAUCGACUCCCUGUUCCCUGCCAUGGCUGAGGUCAUUAGCCACAAGGGCCCUGCUGCUGUUGUCAUUAACCGCACUAUGGCUGCUGGUAUCGAGGGUAUUGAGGGCGAGACCCACGCUCACGAUGUGAUUACUGUGGACGUGGCCCGCAAGUACCUUACUAAGCGCGGUUACAGCAAAGAGCAGCUCGCCUUCUACGACGACAUCAAGGCCCGCUCCAACCCCCACAAGUAUGAGGGUAGCACUAAGGAGAAGGGUGGCAACCGAGUCAUCUUCGGUGAAGCCGUCAACUCCAUUCUUAAUGGUCUGAGCAAGGAGGAGGCAGCCCGUCGAGUCAUGGUCAUCGACUCUGAUCUUGCUGGUUCUACCGGCCUCAAGGCCAUUGGUCAAGAGCACCCCGAGGUCUUUGUUCCCUCUGGUGUCAUGGAGCGUGGCAACUUCUCAGCUGCUGCCGGGUUCGGUUUCGGCAGCAACGGCGAGCGUCAGGGUGUCUUCUCUACCUUCUCUGCAUUCUUGGAGAUGUGUGUCUCUGAGAUUACCAUGGCUCGUCUGAACAACUGCUCCGUUCUCUCCCACUUCUCCCACAGCGGUGUUGAUGAGAUGGCCGACAACACUUGCCACUUCGGUCUGAACAAUUUCUUCGCCGACAACGGUCUCAUGGAUGCCGAGGUCACCUCUCUGUACUUCCCCGCUGAUGGUGAGCAGAUGAAGGCUGUCGUCAACAAGGUCUUCUGGGACAAGGGUCUGCGUUUCAUCUUCUCCACUCGCUCCAAGGUUCCUUAUAUCCUGAAGGAGGGUUCUGAUGAGAAGCUCUUCGGCGAGGGAUACAAGUUCGUUCCCGGCAAGGAGGAGGUCAUCCGCAAGGGCACCGCCGGUUACAUCGUCACCUACGGUGACAUGGUCUACCGCUCCCUCGACGCAGUUGAGCGUCUUCGCAAGGAGGGUCUCGACGUCGGUCUGAUCAACAAGCCCACCCUCAACAUUGUCGACGAGGAUGCCAUCCGGAACUACGGUUCUUCUCCCUUCGUUCUGGUUGUCGAGUCUCUUGCCCAGAAGACCGGUCUUGGCUCCCGUCUGGGAUCCAACCUUCUCGAGCGCAAGCUCACCCCCAAGUACAAGACCAUGGGUGCCGUCAAGGAGGGCUGUGGUGGUCUCUUUGAGCAGAUCAACGCUCAAGGCCUGGGCCCUGAUGAUAUUGUCAAGGCUGUCAAGGAGCUUGCUGGCAAAUAA
Molecule: messenger RNA, 1923 nt
Organism: Penicillium diatomitis
Lineage: Eukaryota; Fungi; Ascomycota; Eurotiomycetes; Eurotiales; Aspergillaceae
Exons: 1
Coding region: 1-1923 (640 amino acids)
Molecular function (GO): catalytic activity
Source: RefSeq, a predicted model, not a curated record